UAUUCCUGCCGCGUCCGAAGCUGUCGCGAAGGCGGCGCUGCCGGUUCARCGGCCACAGCAUCACCUACCUUGGCCCCCGCCUAUCCCGGGGCUGCGUCACAUCGCGCUAGUUAGGGGGAGUGUUAAUGUGCGGGCUAUAGUGCACAUCUGGUUCUGCCGGUGCUGCUGGAAACAGCCGAAUGGUGGAGAAAGCGAGAAGGGGCGAAGGGCGCAGCGAACCGSGCGGGAACACAAACACCCGAGCGGCGGAGAUGGGCGGAAAGCGGCCACAGGGCGGGUGAAUCCGAAGCGCCAAUCGCCUCUGAGCGGGGUGCAGAGCCCGCCCGGAAGUGCUAGSGCAGACACCGAGAUGGCGGCGGUAGAGGAGGGUUCUGCCUGCGGGCUCUGCUGUGCAUCCGCGCCSCCCUACACGUGCCCGCGCUGCCACCGCCGCCUCUGCUCCCUGCGCUGCUACCGCGCCCACGGCCCCUGCGCCGAGGCCUUUUACCGCGAUCAGGUUCUUGAGGCGUUGCGYGCUGAGCGCUGUUUUCCCCAGGGCCCCGCGCUGCCCGGGCUGCGCGAGCUACGAGAGCCCCGGGAUCCAGGGCGGUCUAGAGACCGCGGUCUGUGGGAGCAGCUCAGCGAGGCGGAACGCGAAGGGUUCCGCCGGCUGGUGAGUUCCGGGGAGGUCGCGGCGCUGCUGCCGCGGUGGCGGCCGUGGUGGUGGCGGGGGCGGAGGAGAGUGGAAGAGCUCGGGGACGGCUCGGAGGCCGGUGAGGAGGAUGAAGAGGGCCCCGAAGGUCGGCCUGGUCUCGCCCCGCCCGUCCCGAGCUCGGUGCCCCCGCUGAGCGCCUUCCGCGCCGCGCCCCCGUCCCCCUUGGUACGGUUCCAGUUGCCGAACGCGCUGUUCGGUUACGUCUUCGCGCUGAGCCUGCACGGUGGCGACGAGACGCUGCUCCCCGASCUCCCCGACGCCGCCGUAGCCGCCUCGGCCGCGCUCCGCGACCGCCACCCCUUCUGCAGCACGGCCGAGGCUCUUCUGAGCGCCCGGCGCGACGCCCGGUCCGCGGGACUGCCCCUGAGCCCCCUCGGCGACAGCGGGGCGCUUCUGGCCGUGGCGCAGCUGCUGGAGGGUCGCGAUACUCGCGACCCCGGCGCCGACGUUGCGGCGGCUUUGUGGCAUUUGUGGCGGCUUCUGAGGGCGGGAGCACGGGCGCUGCCGCCCUCCGAGCGGGGCCGAUUUCGUAGGGCCCGCAGGAAGGUCGGGUUCCUGCUGAGCUGGAGCCGGGGCGCCACCAAAGAGCUCGCCCAGCUUGCCCGGGAGGCGCGGGGAGUUCAUGCCGAGGUGGCCACGGAGGAGGCGGCAGUGGCGGAAAUCAGGGAGGGGCUGGAGAGGGUCUGGGGAGGCCCCCGGCCACCUCCCGGGAAGGGGCAGGUGGAGGGGGGCCUCUGGGUGGUCAAGGAGGGGCUGGAGGGAGCUGAAGUGGUUUUCAGGGGUCCCGAGCAUCACACAGGCCUCAGUACCAAUGAAGGGGUUCAGGGUCAGCAGCUGAUCGAGGAGCUGGACUAA
Molecule: messenger RNA, 1549 nt
Organism: Malurus melanocephalus (red-backed fairy wren)
Lineage: Eukaryota; Metazoa; Chordata; Aves; Passeriformes; Maluridae
Gene: ZNHIT2
Product: zinc finger HIT-type containing 2
Exons: 1
Coding region: 350-1549 (399 amino acids)
Source: RefSeq, a predicted model, not a curated record